AGUUUGACUUUUCCAUUUGCCCAACUAACAAAUCCCCACUCUACCAUCACGCUCAACUUGGACCCAUAUAAUCGGCGCGCACCUCUCUCUCUCUCUCUCUCUCUCUUCUCUGUGUUCUUGAGAGGUGGAUUGUUCACAUACUUCCAAUUCUCAUGGAUUUUGAGGUUGAUGAUGAUGUCAAUGGUGAGGUGCUCGGUAACUCCAUUGAUGUUGAAGGCAGGGCUUAUAGUGAAAAUGGAAUGGGUGGAUGUUCUGUUGAUGUGGGCUGUGAUCUUUCUGCUAGGGGAAUGGUUCCAGUUGAGGAGCUCCAAGUCGUAAAUAGUUCUACUCCAGUAGAUGAGCCCUAUAUUGGCCAGGAGUUUGAAUCCGAAGCAGAAGCACAUGCCUUUUAUAACGCAUAUGCGACAAGAGUAGGUUUCAUUAUUCGAGUGAGCAAGCUCUCUCGUUCAAGACGAGAUGGAUCUACAAUAGGACGAGCGCUUGUUUGUAAUAGAGAGGGCUUUCGCACGGCUGACAAGCGUGAAAAAAUUGUACGACAAAGGUCUGAAACAAGAGUUGGUUGCAAAGCAAUGAUUUUAGUUAGAAAAGAAAGCUCUGGAAAAUGGGUUGUUACAAAGUUAGUAAAGGAGCACACUCAUCCUUUGAGUCCUGGCAAAGGUCGAAGGGACUUGAUCUAUGAACAAUAUCCGAAUGAACACGAUAAAGUUCGAGAACUGUCUCAACAGCUGGCCAUUGAGAGAAAAAGAACAGCAACAUAUAAAAGACAUCUAGAGAUGAUUUUUGAGCACAUUGAAGAUCACAAUCAGAGUCUCGCGAAGAAGAUACAAGGCGUAGUAGACAGUGUAAAGGAGAUGGAGUCCAAAGAACAAGAAAGUCAGAGAUAGUUUUUUAACAUUAUACUGCACUAGUUGUGCUAUGGAAUCGGAUUAUUUUGUGAUCGAAAAAAUCAAAAUGAGCACCUUGAGCAUUCUUCCAUUACUUGAUCGGAUUGUUUCCAUGUGAAACAACUGGUAACUAGUCAUUGGCUCUGUGUCAACGACUCAGGAAGAACUAGAAUUUUUUCAAGCUGAUGCGAUUCCCUGAACAGUGUCAGAGAAUGAUCACACAUUUUGUUAGCAAUGCAAUUCACACAAUUGUUUCUUGUAAAUGUUCUGAGGUGGUUUAACUAUCGCAUUGGAGUUGAUUUAGCCGUUUCAUCUCA
Molecule: messenger RNA, 1201 nt
Organism: Rhododendron vialii
Lineage: Eukaryota; Viridiplantae; Streptophyta; Magnoliopsida; Ericales; Ericaceae
Product: protein FAR1-RELATED SEQUENCE 5-like
Exons: 3
Coding region: 153-884 (243 amino acids)
Source: RefSeq, a predicted model, not a curated record